CAGUAGAAAAGAACUUUUCCAUACAUGAAUUUUAAAACACAAAAAAGUGAUUCUUUUUCACCAUCGUGAAAGUGCAAUUUAAAAUGUUUUUUAAGCUGGGCGUUAUAAUUUUGACUUGCAACUUAUAUCUGCAUAUCGUUUUGAGUGCUGUUUCGUCGGAAGUUUCAGUUUCGUUAUCAACAGAUCCGAAAUUUUCCGCACCAAUCGCCAAUGUUACGGCAGCCGUUGGCCGGGAAGCAAUUUUGACGUGCCAAGUUAUAGAUUUAGGAUCAUAUAAGGUUGCGUGGUUGCGAGUAGACACACAAACGAUUCUAACCAUUCAAAAUAAUGUUAUCACCAAAAAUCAUCGUGUUGGAAUUAGCUUUACAGAGAAACGUACAUGGCAGUUGAGAUUAAAAGACAUUCGAGAGUCGGAUAAAGGAUGGUACAUGUGCCAGAUCAAUACUGACCCGAUGAAGUCACAGGUUGGCUACUUGGACGUUGUAGUGCCACCUGACAUUCUCGAUUAUCCAACGAGUACUGAUAUGGUUGUUCGAGAAGGCAGUAAUGUUACAUUGAAAUGUGCAGCUACUGGUUCACCAACUCCUAACAUCACAUGGCGGAGAGAAGGUGGUGAGAAAAUCAUGCUACACAGUGGUAGUGAUGUUACAGUUGAAGGAGCGACACUGAAUAUUCCUCGUGUCGAUCGCCUACACAUGGGUUCAUAUUUAUGCAUCGCAUCGAAUGGCGUACCACCUACCGUCAGCAAAAGGAUAACAUUGAUUGUACAUUUUCCGCCAAUGAUAUCAGUAGCAAACCAACUCGUAGGGGCGUACGAGGGUCAACAAAUAAAGCUUGAGUGCCAUUCAGAAGCGUAUCCAAAGUCUAUUAACUAUUGGACGAAGGAAAAAGGCGAUAUUGUUCCACAAGGGGGAAAAUUUGAGCCUGUUCUUAUUGAUAAUGCAUACAAAGUAGUCAUGCGACUUAACAUUAAAUCUGUAAGUCAAAGCGACUUUGGAAGUUAUAGAUGUGUUGCUAAAAACUCUCUUGGUGACACUGAUGGAACUAUUAAGCUUUAUAAAAUUCCAAGGGGAGAAAUGAACGCUUUAGAUUUUCAUGAAGGAAGACGGAAGGGCAAACACAAAAAAGGAAAUAAUUUUAUUGAAUCCAAUGACGUUUCGGAUGGCGAGGCGGAAAACUCAAGUAAGCGAAAAGAACUGAUAAUUAGUGAAUCGAAUGGUGAUUCGUAUGAGUACACAUCACAAGGGAAUGAAAAUUUCUCACAUCUCUAUGUGGUGGUGUUUUCAGCUGCUUUUGUGAUUUGUACAUCAAGGAAAUUGCUCAAAUGA
Molecule: messenger RNA, 1328 nt
Organism: Clunio marinus
Lineage: Eukaryota; Metazoa; Arthropoda; Insecta; Diptera; Chironomidae
Source: the annotation of a GenBank genome assembly